Physcomitrium patens is the source of this 2699-nucleotide messenger RNA. NCBI's taxonomy places the organism in Eukaryota, Viridiplantae, Streptophyta, Bryopsida, Funariales, Funariaceae. The record is from RefSeq and is a predicted model, not a curated record.
AUGGGGGGUUUAAUCAGAGCAUGCGCAUUUCCGACGAUGGUCUGGGAUUCGUCGUCGUGAGUACCAUUACUAAUCUGUUGUCCUCUUGUGAGGCAGUUAUAUGUAAAUCCUGUCUUGGACUGUUCCUCUCCAGCGCUCGCAGUUCCGUUUCACUAGGGGAGUUGAGAGUUGUUGCUUUAUUAGAACCUGGGAUUGUGAGCGUGGGAGUUAGUGAAUUUGAAUUUCGUUUUGGCCUGCCUGUAAAUUCGGUGAGAGGUUGAUCCAUGAGUUCUUGAAUUCUGAGGGGAGCUUCGCGAUCGUUACUUCGGGGAUAGGUCGGCAGUGUUCGCUUCGGAUUGUUUGUCGGGUUUGAUCGAGAAGUGGUGAGUGUGGUUCAGAGCGGUAUCACCUUUGUGUCUAGACUGCACUGCAGAGGUAUUUGAAUCCUUAAUGUAAUAGUGAAGACUUUGAUACUGUAGAAGGGUGAUACUGUCUUUGUCGUCGUCGUCUUCCGAGGUCGCAGCGCAGAGGAGCAAUUUGGAAGCAGUGGAUUUUGAAAGAGGCGCUAGCGGAGUUGAUAGUGUCGGUUCCUCGAUACACUCGUGCGAACUACCUCGGAAUUCAGGAAUCAUGUUCGCAACAAGGCAGCAGUCAGGCUUCGGCGACGAGAACAAGAGGGGUGAUGGCGGCAAGGCCGCAGUCCCUGCGAAAGUGUCAAGAUUCCGGCGUCUUAAUACGCCCUGUUCCUUACGUGCAGCUGUAGCUACCAUUGGCGCCCGCAACACUAGAGCUGCGCAAGCCAGUAAUCGCAGAGCACUCGGUGACAUUGGUAACCUUGUCGGUGCCAUGUCAGUCCGUUGCAAUGUUAGCAAAGACGGCGUUUUAGAGAAUGCAGUUGUGAAGCACGCUGCGCUCCAGGCGGAGGCUAUCACGCGUCCUAUCACUAGACGGUUCGGUGCGAACCUCCAGAAUCAGCAGGCAGCCGCGAGAGUUCCUCAAGCUGUGGUUCAACCUACUGAGGUAGCGAAAGCUGAACAAAAAGCUGUAGAUGAUGUCGCCGCGUGGGGCGCAACGAAGAGACGCACCACUCAACCAAAACCCAGGGAAUCCUGUGCUGCAAACGCUGAGUCCCAGGAUGUGUCGGCAGAUUCACAGGUAGUGUCUACAAAUAGUAGCGUUGCAUCCAACCAGACAGGAAAUCCGGCACGCCUGAGGGCUCAUGCCCGCUCGAAGGUUGUGAGGAAGGAAAAGGAGCAAACUCUCACUGCAACUUUAACAGAACGUAGCGAGGUAGCACGUCGUGUCUUUGAUGCCGAUAUGCAUGAGGCUGAAGAACCAGUCCCCAACAUUGAUGAACACGACGUGGGUAACCAGCUCGCUGUGGUUGACUACAUUGAGGACAUCUAUAGCUUCUACCGCAAGUCAGAAGUGCAGAGCUGCGUGCCUCCGGAUUAUAUGUCUCGCCAAUCUGACAUCAACGAGAAGAUGCGAGCUAUACUGAUUGAUUGGCUCAUCGAGGUACAUUUGAAAUUCAAGCUGAUGCCCGAGACGUUGUUCCUGACGACGAAUUUGAUUGAUAGAUACUUGUGCAUACAAAGCGUCUCUCGCAAGAACCUGCAACUAGUGGGAGUAACUGCAAUGCUUCUGGCAGCUAAGUACGAGGAGAUCUGGGCCCCUGAGGUCAAUGACUUCGUACAUAUCUCUGAUAACGCGUACUCUCGGGAGGAAGUUCUGACCAUGGAGAAGAACAUGCUCAACACUCUGAAAUUCAACCUCACGGUGCCAACGCCUUAUGUCUUCAUUGUCCGACUACUGAAGGCUGCUGCCUGUGAUAAGCAAGAGAAGACUGCAUCCACGCAGCUUGAAAUGGUCGCAUGGUUUCUGGUGGAACUCUGCUUGUCUGAGUACCCUAUGAUCAAAUACGCUCCGUCUCUGAUCGCCGCUGCUGCUGUGUACACUGCCCAAGUCACUCUCGCUAGGCAACCCCGUUGGGGACCUGCCCUCCAGCGCCACUCCGGCUACUCCGAGGCUCAGAUCAAGGAGUGUGCAUCGCUCAUGGCCAACCUUCACAGCAAGGCCAGUGAGGGCAAUCUGACCGUAGUGCACAAAAAGUACUCUCUUGCGAAGCUGUUGGGCGUGGCCAAGCUUCCCCACGCUGCUUCGCUGUGCGCUGCGCUAUCAAGCAGCUGAUUGACUCGGCUUGCGGACGAUAAUUGUCACUCCGUCUUACGCACCGGCAAAUGUGGUACCCUUAACCACUGCCUGAGUGAAAACCUCAUGCCCAAGCACAAGGAGAUGGCAACCACCCGGUACAUAUGAUGCUCCAAACCUCUUGGUGUACCUAGCCCUUAUACUUAGACCUGCUUAGACUUGGCUGAUAGCUUGAAAUACUUCUUUCUUUGGUAUUGCAAUUGGCAGACUCAGAACUUAGCAGCUAGCCCUUCUACCCUAGAAUCAAAGAUAAAGAAUUCCUUGGUCCAGUUUUAAAUCAAUUUGGAUCUCUCUUGUCUAGAAUUUGGCUGUGGUAGAUCGUCGAGCCGCUACUCUUUUAGCCUUUACUUAGCUGUACUUAAAUUCCAAACUCAGGAUCUAAGCAGCAACCCUCCCUUUUCUAUUGUAGCCACUCGCUGUACAGAGCUCGUUGAUUGAACGGCACCUGCGCCAUCAUCUGCCACUGCCAUCUGCAAUGAAACUUAUCUUUUCUUUUUGGUUACAACAGA